This is a messenger RNA of Schistosoma margrebowiei, 2395 nucleotides long. NCBI's taxonomy places the organism in Eukaryota, Metazoa, Platyhelminthes, Trematoda, Strigeidida, Schistosomatidae. The record is from the annotation of a GenBank genome assembly.
AUUAUAAAAUGUAUAUUCUAGUUAUUAUACUAUUGUUUCUUAAUUUGUAUCAUGUUAGAACUUGGAAUGUAUACGGAUAUAUGGAAUCACAGAUACCAGAACAAAUACAUAUUGCUUUAGGAGAGCAACCAUCCACCAUAAGUAUCACUUGGGUUACACAAGAAAAUACAGAGAGUUCAACUGUACUCUAUGGCACUAUGCUGUUAAAUAUGAAAAGUACUGGCUACGUUAAAGAGUUUAUUGAUGGAGGACGUGAACAACGCAAAAUGUAUAUACAUCAAGUGAUCUUAUCCGAUUUAAUUGGUAAUACAACUUAUUGUAAGUUUGAAAAAUCCUUCUGUAAAUAUAAAGGAUUAUUUUCUUUACUGAUAUCCACAGUUCCUUAAUAUGAUAACCUUUCUGAAUAUAUAUCUCUUUGUUAGGAAUGAAUCAUACCUAACAGCAUUAAUUCAUAGCUUCCCUGAAAAAUGCUAAGUCGUCGGUUUCUCGAGACUACAACAGUGAGUUUAGACAAAUCAUAAAUUAGUCGAAUUUAAUCUCCUAAAAUAAGUAAUUCUGUCCUAAGCUCUAGCAGGAUUAUUGUGAUCUCAAUCCUGGGUAAAAGAAGAAGGUUAGGCCUGGAGUAAGCGACCCCAAACAGUAAUAAAAGCCUUUCUAAAUAAACGUUUACUAGUAUGAAACCAAUGAAAGUUCAAAUUGAAUGCCACUUUUUAUUUAGUAUGACUGUGAUUUAGAGGUCUCAGAUAAUAGUUAGCAUGAAACUUUGGUUUCUGAUUUAUUGCUUAUCGCCUUGAAACACUUAAAACUAAUGUCAAGAGCAUACUCUAUAGUUUGGCUGACAAUGCACGACUACUACACAUUUAGGAAUGGUUGACGUUUGCUAGUUAAUAUGCAAAAUCUAUGAGAAUUUAUUAGCUGAUAGACAACAAAUUAGUAACAUCCUUGAAAGAGUCGAUACUAUUCUGAGCGUAAAAUUUCCUAUCAGCAAAGGAGAUUAGUUGUACUAGAUGAAUUUUAUCGUAAUUAAUAAAGUUUCUGCAUAGGCUACCUUUCUACUAGCACACAAGUAUAAACAAUGAAAUAAUCGAUAUUAAUUCAUUUCAAAUGACUUAGUAAUUAAAUGAGGACUAAAAUGAUUUGUCAGUUUAAGUAGCAAUGUCAGAUGUCAAACUCAGAUAGUCUUUGGGCUUAUCAUAUAUAUUUUGCUUUGCAGAUUAUAAAUGUGGUAGUUUAGAUGGUUGGUCAGAUGUUUUGAAAUUUCGUGCUCUCCCAUCUCAUCCUUAUUGGUCACCUAGAAUAGCAGUUUAUGGAGAUAUGGGGGCAACUGAUGCACUUUCACUACCCGAAUUGAUUCAUCAAGUCAAAGAUUUAAAUAGUUAUGAUGUGGUAUUACAUGUUGGUGAUUUUGCCUACAAUAUGGAUUCAGAUAAUGCGAGAGUUGGUGAUCAAUUCAUGCGUAAUAUACAACCAAUUGCAUCAAAAGUUCCUUAUAUGACAUGUGUUGGUAACCAUGAAGCUGCUUACAAUUUCUCAAAUUACAAAGCAAGAUUCACAAUGCCUGGAGGUGAUGGUGAAUCACAAUUUUAUAGUUUUAACAUUGGACCUGCUCAUAUUGUGGCAUUUUCUAGUGAAUUAUAUUACUUUUUAUUUUAUGGAUGGAAAACAUUAGUGAUGCAAUAUGAUUGGUUGAUUAAAGAUUUACAAGAAGCGAAUAAACCAGAAAAUCGAAAAAAUCAUCCAUGGAUUAUUGUAAUAGGUCAUAGACCAAUGUAUUGUUCAAAUAAUUUUGAUCCAAUGCAUUGUGAUUUUGAAAACAAUAUUGUACGCACCGGAUUCGACAUAUCACCUGACCAUCAUAAAACUGUAUAUCUUAUGGGAUUGGAAAGCUUAUUUUAUCAGUAUGGUGUGGAUUUAAUCAUUGCUGGUCAUGAACACUCAUAUGAGAGAUUUUGGCCAGUUUACAACAGAACCGUUUGUAAUUCUACAACAAGUCAAAAUCCAUACAAUAAUCCAAACGCUCCAAUACAUAUUGUUAGUGGAGCUGCUGGAUCAAAUGAAGGUAAAGAUACAUUUAUAUAUGGUGGAAAACCUUGGUCAGCAUUUCGUUCAACUGAUUUUGGAUUUACUAAAAUGACGAUACAUAACGUUACUCACUUAGAAAUUGAACAAAUUUCAGUGGAAAAUGAAAGAAAAGGUCAAGUGAUUGAUUCCUUUACAAUCAUCAAGGAUAAACAUGGAGCAGGUUUAUAUACUUGUCAUAAUAAAGAUUCAUUUGAUUACUACAAUAAUAUAGAUGUUUAAUUGUUGUUGUUAUAUGAUCCUCAACAAUCAAUAUAUUAUUUUCCUCCUUCAAACCCUGUGAUUAUUACUUUUGAGCAAAAUAUACAUUUUUUUC